Messenger RNA from Eucalyptus grandis, 357 nucleotides. Its product is annotated as heavy metal-associated isoprenylated plant protein 41. The transcript is spliced from 3 exons. Lineage: Eukaryota; Viridiplantae; Streptophyta; Magnoliopsida; Myrtales; Myrtaceae. The coding region runs from base 1 to 357 and encodes 118 amino acids. The record is from RefSeq and is a predicted model, not a curated record. Gene Ontology annotation, molecular function: metal ion binding.
AUGAAGCAAAAGAUAGUGAUCAAAUUGUGCAUGGACUGUGAAAAAGCCAGAUCGAAGGCAAUGAAGAUUGCUGCCGACGCUCAUGGCGUGAUCUCGGUGGCGGUAGAAAUAGACAAGAGCCAUCUGGUGGUGAUCGGGGUUGGAGUCGACGCAGCUUCCUUGACGGGGGCGCUGCGGAAGAAGUUCUCUCAUGCCACCAUCGUCAGCGUUGCGAAAGAGAAGGAAAAAGAAGAUGAGAAGAAGCCAGUUUGUUGGGAGCAGAAGCCGCUUUGUUGGGAGCAGAAGCCGCUUUGUUGUGCUCAGUACCCUACUUGUAGGGUGGUUUACGAAGAAGACCCGGGUUGUACCAUCAUGUGA